This is a messenger RNA of Oncorhynchus tshawytscha (Chinook salmon), 3077 nucleotides long. Its product is annotated as E3 ubiquitin-protein ligase RNF12-A-like. The record is from RefSeq and is a predicted model, not a curated record. The annotation marks the transcript as partial. Gene Ontology annotation, molecular function: ubiquitin protein ligase activity. The transcript has 6 exons. Gene Ontology annotation, biological process: ubiquitin-dependent protein catabolic process; random inactivation of X chromosome; protein ubiquitination. Gene Ontology annotation, cellular component: cytoplasm; nucleoplasm. Lineage: Eukaryota; Metazoa; Chordata; Actinopteri; Salmoniformes; Salmonidae.
UUAGACAACAACCUGCUGGGUACCCCAGGUGAGAUCACAGCAGAGGAGUUGUUGAGUCGGCUGCAGCAGAUUAAAGAUGGACCAGAGCAGCAGCAGCCUAGCAUCAACACCAGUGAGACUGGAGAAGCUACAGGAGAACCGACAGAACCGGCGGAAGGUCCAGAGGACCCGUCUAACGGCGACACCCUCUUGGAUUGGCUGAACACCGUCAGGCGGACAGGCAACACCACCCGCAGUGGUCACCGAGGCAACCAGUCAUGGCGGGCAGUGAGCCGGACCAACCCAAACAGCGGAGACUUCCGGUUCAGUCUGGAGAUCAACGUUAACCGUAACCUGGCUGAGCAGCAGGCCCGCGCGGAGGGGGAGACGGGCGAGGGGGAGGCUCAGGAGGAAGGCCCAGCAGAAGCACCUGGCGAUGGGGUGGAGGCAGUGGUCGGAGUGGAGGUCCAGGCAGGGACUGGGGCAGGGAAUGGGGCAGGGACUGGGGCAGGGACUGAGGCAGGGACUGGGGCAGGGACUGGGGCAGGGGGACUGAGGCAGGGACUGAGGCAGGGACUGAGGCAGGGACUGAGGCAGGGACUGAGGCAGGGACUGAGGCAGGGACUGAGGCAGGGACUGAGGCAGGGACUGAGGCAGGGACUGGGGCAGGGACUGGGGCAGGGACUGGGGCAGGGACUGGGGCGCCCAUGGAGACAGGAGAGGUGCUGGAGGAACCAGUUGUGGAGGAGAUGGCUCAGCCGCCCAGCCCUGUCACCGCCACCCCUCCUGUCUCCAGACCAGCCAGUCCCCUGGUACAGGCCGCCCCCACCCCCCAGCCCGCCCCCUGAGGAGCCUCCCCGACGUGGCCAGAGACGAGCCCGCAGCCGUAGCCCUGAGCAGCGCCGGACCAGGGCUCGCACCACACGGAGCCGUUCCCCCUCACCCUGGACCGACUGGACGGCCUCCCCCGCCACGUGCCCAACACCGCCCCUUCACACAGCCCCCCACCCUGCCCCCCAGGCCCCGGCAGAGGGAAGCUCACGGACUCGACAGCAUGUUCUGUCCCGGCAAAGCACUGCAGAGUACGAAGUCCAGUCAGCCGGAACAGGGUCUGGGAACGCCCCAGAGCCCGUUACCACCCCACCCCAGGAGGGAGAGGCCGCGGGCGGGGAGGGAGCAGCAGGACGACGUCCCCCCACUAUCAUGCUGGACUUGCAGGUGCGUCGUGUUCGUCCAGGUGAGUACCGCCAGAGGGACAGCAUUGCUAACAGAACCCGCUCACGCUCCCAGAACUCCAACAACACCUUCCUGUACGAGAGUGAGAGGGGGGGGUUCCGCAGGACCUUCUCCCGGUCUGAGCGUGCGGGUGUGAGGACGUACGUCAGCACCAUCAGGAUCCCCAUCAGGAGGAUCAGUGAUGCAGGGUUGGGAGAGGCCACCUCCAUGGCUCUGCAGACCAUGAUACGACAGAUCAUGACCGGCUUCGGAGAGCUCAGCUACUUCAUGGACUCAGACUCUGACUCCUCGGACUCAAACCGUGGCGGUGGUAACCCCACUGGCGCUGCCGACCUAGCAGAGGCGCUCAACACUCCCGACGGGGGAGUAGCUGGUAUGGCGGAGGGGGCGGAGCCUCCUGUCUCAGUGGGUGGGCCUAGUGUGGGAGGAGCCGGGGAGGCAAGGACAGAGGAGGGGGAAGAGGGGGUUGGUGUAGGUCUGGCCCCAGGGAUAGGUUUAGGGGUGGGGGGCACCCCCAGAGAGGGGCGAGCUCGGCCCCGUGCCCCCAUCAGUCUGGAGGAACCAGGGUCACUACCCUUCCUCCGCCUUGCUCACUUCUUCCUCCUGAAUGAUGAGGAUGAGGAACAGCCCAGAGGACUCACCAAGGAGCAGAUCGACAACCUCUCCACCAGGAACUUUGGGGAGAGUGAUGCUCUGAAGACCUGCAGUGUGUGUAUCACAGAGUAUGCUGAGGGGAACAAGUUGAGGAAGUUGCCCUGUUCUCAUGAGUACCAUGUUCACUGUAUCGACCGCUGGUUGUCUGAGAACUCCACCUGUCCUAUCUGCCGCAGGGCCGUGUUGGUGUCUGCUAACCGGGAGAGUGUGGUCCUACAGCCCAGGCCCUGUGGGCUGGCUGUGGUGUCGGUGGAGGUGAGAUAUAAGAGGUCCAUCCCUGUACAGGUGAGUCACCUGGACCACCUGGUGUUGACCGUGAAGAGUGUUCCAACCACCAGCAACUUCUACUCCUCUGUCCUGGGCAUGGAGACCAUCAUUAAGUUUGCUGACUCCUCGGACUCAAACCGUGGCGGUGGUAACCCCACUGGCGCUGCCGACCUAGCAGAGGCGCUCAACACUCCCGACGGGGGAGUAGCUGGUAUGGCGGAGGGGGCGGAGCAUCCUGUCUCAGUGGGUGAGCCUAGUGUGGGAGGAGCCGGGGAGGCAAGGACAGAGGAGGGGGAAGAGGGGGUUGGUAUAGGUCUGGCCCCAGGGAUAGGUUUAGGGGUGGGGGGCACCCCCAGAGAGGGGCGAGCUCGGCCCCGUGCCCCCAUCAGUCUGGAGGAACCAGGGUCACUACCCUUCCUCCGCCUUGCUCACUUCUUCCUCCUGAAUGAUGAUGAUGAGGAACAGCCCAGAGGACUCACCAAGGAGCAGAUCGACAACCUCUCCACCAGGAACUUUGGGGAGAGUGAUGCUCUGAAGACCUGCAGUGUGUGUAUCACAGAGUAUGCUGAGGGGAACAAGUUGAGGAAGUUGCCCUGUUCUCAUGAGUACCAUGUUCACUGUAUCGACCGCUGGUUGUCUGAGAACUCCACCUGUCCUAUCUGCCGCAGGGCCGUGUUGGUGUCUGCUAACCGGGAGAGUGUGGUCUAACCUGGAGAGCUGGAGGUCAGGGGUCAGCGGUGCUCCAGGCAGACAGCUCCAGUAUAUAACACCGUGUCAGUUCUGCAGGCCUUUCUCCUAGUCAGACCAUUUACAUUGUUCAUGUUUUCAUUCUUAAGACAUCACUGACUUUUAUCCAACUGACAUGCUGGUGUUUGGAGAGACGGAGACAGACGAGACGGAGACAGACAGGAAGGUGGUAUCCUCAUAGUGUAGUAAGAGAC